AUGGGCUCGUCAUCAAUUUCAAAUGGAAAUAACGCAACAGCUGUAGCAGCUGGUGCAGGGGGUGGUGCAGGCAGUGGAGUAGAAGAAGAUUUACCACCACCAUCGUAUGAGGAAGCAGUCAAGACCAGUGCUCCACCUAUCAGUUCAAGUUCCACACAAACAUCACGUCCUAACUCCCGACCUGCUGCCACUCGUCCUCAACAGCAGACACAUCCAUCACAUUCACAUUCACAUUCACACUCACGGCCACCGGCUCCAGCACCUCCAUCUGCGUCAUCAGGAUUACCAUUCACAUAUCCCAAGGGCUAUUACUGUCGAAAAUGCAACAGUACAGGAUACAAAUUGAAAAACGGCAAAACAUGUCAAGAUUGCUGGGAAAAAUUCAGUCCUCGAAACUCAACCAAUUCGGUCAACUACAAUUUCCAUCCACAAUACUUUGGAUCAACGACAUUUAUCCCUUACGGCAGUGCACCAGUACCUAACCCGCACCCAGGUGGAAGGGGCGGUGGCAGUGGUGGAUUCUUUAGCACUGCUUCAACGGUUCCAUUGCGAGUUCCACCGGGCGAUCCAAGGUUGGGUGGUGUGCUUUGUGGUCGAUGUAGAGGGUCAGGUAUGGUUCGCUUCUUGUUGGAUAUGGAGUUGUGUCCUGUUUGUUCUGGGUUGGGAAGAGUUGUCAAUGUGCCUGCCGGACCGCCACCACGGGGGCAUAUGCAGGGAACAUUUGGUAGUGCAGCACCACAAGCACAGUAUUCGUCGUCAUAUUAUGGAGAUCGAAAGAGAUGA
Messenger RNA from Lodderomyces margitis, 783 nucleotides. RefSeq lists its product as uncharacterized. Lineage: Eukaryota; Fungi; Ascomycota; Pichiomycetes; Serinales; Debaryomycetaceae. Gene Ontology annotation, cellular component: cytoplasm. The record is from RefSeq and is a predicted model, not a curated record. The transcript has a single exon. Bases 1 to 783 code for a protein of 260 amino acids.